AUGGCUCGUAGCUUUAACAUUAGUGUUCCCGCCUCGUCGGCCAAUAUUGGUCCCGGAUACGAUGUCCUUGGUAUUGGUCUAGCCCUGUAUUUGACACUGGCUGUUGAGAUCAACGCCAAAAACGCAGGUGAGACCAAUGACGACCCAAACAACUGCAAAAUUACUUACACAGAGGAUAGCGAGGGCUACGGAAAUGUGCCACUGAAAUCUGACGAAAAUUUGAUCACUAGAACCGCGUUGUACGUGCUAAGGUGUAACGGCAACAGAUCUUUCCCAUCAGGCACGAAGGUUCACAUUCACAACCCAAUUCCUCUGGGCCGUGGUUUGGGGUCUUCGGGAGCCGCAGUAGUGGCCGGUGUGAUGCUAGGAAACGAAGUGGGCCAGCUAGGCUUCUCCAAGCAACGUAUGCUCGACUACUGUCUGAUGAUUGAGCGUCAUCCAGAUAACAUCACGGCCGCUAUGAUGGGUGGAUUUGUCGGUUCGUUUUUGAGAGAUUUGACCCCUGCUGAAAUGGAGAGACGCGAAAUUCCACUCAGCGAGGUCUUGGGCGAGCCCAGCGGUGGCGAAGACACAGGCUUGGUACCACCAAGUCCCCCCACUGACAUUGGUCGCCAUGUGCGCUACAACUGGAACAAGGUCAUUAAGUGCAUUGCCAUCAUUCCAAAUUUUGAGGUCUCUACCGCUGACUCGAGAGGUGUGUUGCCCCAGGCUUACACUGCUAAGGACUUGGUGUUCAACCUGCAGAGACUUGCCGUCUUGACCACCGCGUUGACUCACUCUCCUCCAAACCCAGAUUUGAUCUACCCAGCAAUGCAGGACCGUGUUCAUCAGCCUUACAGAAAGACUUUGAUCCCAGGACUAACGGAGAUCCUGUCGAGCGUCACGCCAUCUACCUACCCAGGCUUGUUGGGAAUCUGUCUCUCGGGUGCCGGUCCAACCAUCUUGGCUUUGGCCGUGAACAAUUUUGAGGACAUCGCUUUGGAAAUCAUCAACAGAUUUGCGAAGAAAAAGAUCGGUUGCAGCUGGAAGUUGUUGGAUCUGGCAUACGACGGUGCUCAAGUGUCUAGCAAUGAGGAGACGGGUAAAGAGUUUACUGAAACCAUCUGA
Lachancea meyersii CBS 8951 is the source of this 1107-nucleotide messenger RNA. Lineage: Eukaryota; Fungi; Ascomycota; Saccharomycetes; Saccharomycetales; Saccharomycetaceae. The record is from the annotation of a GenBank genome assembly.